AUGGUUGCUGCAAUUGACUCUCACCAAACGCGCCUUCGCAGGCCCCGUAUUGCGGUCACCUUAGGUGAUCCUUCGGGCAUCGGUGGCGAACUGGUUGCCAAGCUUCUCAACAACCCGGCCAAUUUCAAGAAGGCCGAUGUUGUGGUCCUAGCAGACGAAGGAGAGUUCCGUCAAGCCAUGGCUGACGCUAACCUCGAGCACCUCGCCAUCUCUCAUGGUCCCGCUGGGCCCCAUGGAUUCCAACUACUGAACGACAACACGGCCACCCAGUAUAAGACAGUCAGGGGCGAAGUCUCCAAAGACAGCGGGGCACGUGCGACGCACCAGCUCAAGAGGGCACUGGCGAUGGUUAAAGACGGCGUCAUCGAUGGCAUUGUCUUCGCUCCACUCAACAAAAGCUCGUUGAAGCUUGCUGGUAUGACUGAGGAGGAUGAGCUGAGAUGGUUUGCCAACCAGUUGAAUUUCAAGGGCACCACCAGUGAAAUCAACAUCGCCGGCCCUCUCUGGACCGGCCGAGUCACAAGCCACAUCGGCGUUGAGGAAGUGGCCGGACGAAUAACCAAGGAGAGCACACUUAGAGCUAUCGAACUCCUUCAUAGACUUAGAUGGGAGUCUGGUAUUGAAAAUCCCCGCCUUGGAGUGUGUGCCUUGAACCCACAUAACGGAGAGAACGGCGCGUUCGGACGUCAAGAGAUUGACCACAUCCGCCCUGCUGUUCAAGCAGCCCAGGAGAAGGGUAUCGAUGUCCUUGGCCCUUACCCUUGCGACACCAUCUUCCUUAAGCGAGAGCAUUUUGAUGGUAUCGUCACCAUGUACCACGACCAGGGCCAGAUUGCUAUGAAGCUUCUUUCCUUCGAUGGCGGUGUGACUGUACAAGGCGGACUUCCUAUCCCCGUCGCUACGCCUGCUCACGGUACAGCUUUUGACAUUGUUGGGAAGAAUCUUGCCGGCGUGGCAAGCACACAGAACGCAUUCGACAUUGCGGUCACGAUGGCUGAGAGGAGGAUUAUGAAGGACGCAAAGCUUACUCCUGAGUCAGUGCCUGUCAAGGCCCAUAUUCCUUCUGCCAAGGUUGUGGAGAUCCUUAGCACUUCUUGCUGCUAG
Molecule: messenger RNA, 1104 nt
Organism: Clonostachys rhizophaga
Lineage: Eukaryota; Fungi; Ascomycota; Sordariomycetes; Hypocreales; Bionectriaceae
Source: the annotation of a GenBank genome assembly